UACUCCUCACACUGCGUCUGGCUCGAGAAGAUGAUUUCCAUUCUUCUUAAUGCUCUCGUGCUGCUGUCGGCAUUGGGCCGAACUGGGGCAAGAUACCCAACAACAUCAUCGCCCUAUACAACGCCUUCAGUUCCCACCACAGACCUGCGUGGUCGAAUGUUUACAGUGUCGAACUACGGGGGAUUUAUCAUGUACACAGACGCGGUCUCUCCCUACUCCUCUCCCUCCCCCACUGCCUACCCCACUUCUUCUCCCUCCUCUCCAUACACCUCAUAUCCCUACACCACCCCCUCUCCCUCUCUCUCUGCUCUGACUGUGUGUCUGCGUUACAUGACCGAGGAGGGAAAAGACUUGACUCUCUUCAGCCUCACUCAGGGGAACUACUGGAACCUGUUACUGGAAAGGAACAGUGGGAUGGACCGCCUCUCCACCCAUUCCACCUCUCAGUACUUCCGCUCCUAUAGGCUGUUAUCGAAGUACAUCACAGACAUAGAGCACCGCCCCUGGACCAAUCUGUGUGUUACUUGGGAAGCAGAGACGGGUGUGGCCCAGGUGUGGAGGGGCGGGACUGUCAGCGUUAGGAAGAGAGUGCUUGGACAGGUAAGAGGAGAGAGUGGGGAGACAGGGGAGUCAACAUAGAGGGGGAGACGGGGAAAGGAGAGUGGGGGAGGAUAGGUGAGAGAGAGGGUGAUAUACAGUGCCUUCAAAAGGUAUUCACACCGUUGACUUUUUCCACAUUUUGUUGAGUUACAAAUUGGGAUUAAAAUGGAUGUAAUUGUCUUUUUUUUCAAUGAUGUAAACAAAAUAUGUCAAAGUGGAAGAUUUUUAAAAAUAUUUUUUGAAGAUGAAUGAAAAAUAAAACACUAAUAUAUCUUGAUUAGAUAAGUAUUCAACCCCCUGAGUCAAUACAUGUUAGAAUGACCUUUGGCAGCGAUUACAGUUGUGAGUCUUUUUGGAUAAGUCUCUAAGAGUUUUGCACACCUGGACUGUACAAUAUUUGCCCAUAUUUCUUUUUUUAAAUCUUCAAGAUCUGUCAAGUUGGUUGUCGAUCAUUGCUAGACAGCCAUUUUCAAGUCUUGCCAUAGAUUUUCAGGCUGAUUUAAGUCAAAACUGUAACUAUGCCACUCAGGAACAUUCAAUGUAGUUAUGGUCAGCAACUCCAGUGUAUAUUUGACAUUGAGUUUUAGGUUAUUAUCAUGCUAAAAGGUGAAUUCAUCUCUCAGUGUCUGUUGGAAAGCAGAUUGUACCAGGUUUCCUGCUAGGACUUUACCUGUGCUUAGCUCUAUUCCAUUUAUUUUUAUCCCCCCAAAAAACUCCCUAGUCCUUGCCGCUUCCAUCUCAAGGCCAUCAGACUGUUAAACAGCCAUCACUAACAUUGAGUGGCUGCUGCCAACAUACUGACUCAAAUCUCUAGCCACUUUAAUAAUAAAAAAUUGGAUGUAAUAACUGUAUCACUAAUCACUUUAAACAAUGCCACUUUAUAUCAUGUUUACAUACCCUAAACUACUCAUCUCAUAUGUACAGUAUAUACUGUACUCUAUACCAUCGACUGCAUCUUGCGUGUGCCGCAUAGCCAUCGCUCAUCCAUAUAUUUAUAUGUACAUAUUCUUAUUCAUCCCUUUACACUUGUGUGUAUAAGGUAGUUGUUGUGAAAUUGUUUGAUUAUUUGUUAGAUAUUAAUGCGCUGUCGCAUUUCGCAACAGUCGCAUUAACAUCUGCUAACCAUGUGUAUGUGAGCGAUACAAUUAGAUUUCAUUUGAUUUGAAAACAUUUCAGUUUAAAAUGUUUUAUUAAUUUGUGAAAAUGUCAACAACAAAAAAUCCACUUUGACAUUGUGGCAUUGUGGGGUAUUGUGUGUAGAUCAGUGGCACAAAAGUUGAAUUUAAUCAAUGUAAAAUUCAAACUGUAACACAACAAAUGAUGGAAAAAGUCAAGGGGUGUGAAUAGUUUCUGACAGCACUGUAAUUGCACCACAGCUGGCCCUGUGCCUCUUAACGUGAGUCGUGGGGCAGUAAGGAAAAACACAAGACACAUUUCAAAUCAAAUCAAAUAAAACUAACCGGGGGCACCGUAGGUAGAGUUAAAGUGACUAUGCAUAGAUUAUAAACAGAGAGUAGCAGCAGUGUAAAACAGGGGUCUGGAUAGCCCUUUGAUUAGCUGUUCAGGAGUCUUAUGGCUUGGGGGUAGAAGCUGUUUAGAAGCCUUUUGGACCUCGACUUGUCACUCCAGUACCGCUUGCCUUGCGGUAGCAGAGAGAACAGUCUAUGACUAGGGUGGCUGGAGUCUUUGACAAUUUUUAGUGCCUUCCUCUGACACCGCCUGAUAUAGAGGUCCUGGGUGGCAGGAAGCUUGGCCCUAGUGAUGUCCUUGGCCGUACGCACUACCCCGGCCGAGCAGUUGCCGUACCAGGCAGUGAUGCAACCAGUCAGGAUGCUCUCGAUGUUGCAACAUGCUGAUAGAAAUUAGGUAAAACUGAUUUGAGUUUCCCUGCAUUAACGUUCCCGGCCACUAGGAGCGCCGCCUCUGGAUGAGCGUUUUCCUGUUUGCUUAUGGCAGUAUACAACUCAUUGAGUGUGAUCUUGUACCAGCAUUGGUCUGCAGCAUUGGACUGUUGCCCAAGGGAUGAGCAAGGCCUUUGAAAUAUUUUUAUAUCCAGCCGCUUAUUUGUGCCUUUCCACAACUUUGUCCUGGAGUUCUUUUUAAAGCUUUGGUGCUCAUGGUUAAAUGUCUGCUUUGCAAUUCACUACCCAGCAGAGCGAACCAACAGGAACUGCUGAAAUUAUCCUGAAAUCAUGUGAAUCCCUACCAUUUAACACAGAUGGAGGCCAUUUAACUUGGUGUGUGAUUUUGAAGGUAAUUUGGUACACCUGAGCUAAUUUAGGAUUGCUACUACAAGGGGUGUGGACACUUAUCCAACCAAGCUAUUUCCAUUUUUAUUUUUUAUUGAUUAAAACAAAUCCACAGUAUUUUUAUCCCUUUGUAGUUGUGGGGUAGGACGUGUAGAUCAAUAAUAAGGAUCUACACAUAAUAAGGCGACAAAAAUAACAUUUUGAAAGGGAAUGUAGACUUUCUAUAGGCACUGUAUGUCCUAGCGAUGCUCCUUGGAUGAUAGUUGUGUAUCGCUAAAUUACUACAUUCUGAUUCCAAUAGAUUAACCAUGUCUGUUCUGAUGGUCUCCAAAUGAAGUCCUUCACUGGCUGAUGAUGUAAAAUAUGUUUUAAGGUAUUAAAUGAUUAAUACAUGAUUUAAA
Molecule: messenger RNA, 3250 nt
Organism: Salvelinus fontinalis (brook trout)
Lineage: Eukaryota; Metazoa; Chordata; Actinopteri; Salmoniformes; Salmonidae
Exons: 2
Coding region: 31-639 (202 amino acids)
Source: RefSeq, a predicted model, not a curated record